AUGGGCUUCACCGACUUCGUCUCUGAUACCGGCCUCACUCUGGCCAACAACUUCCUGGCCUCCCGAAGCUACAUCGUCGGCAAUGCCCCCAGCCAGGCCGAUGUUGUGACCUACAAGGCUUUCAGCGCCGCCCCUGACGCCGCGAAGUACCCCCACCUUGCCCGCUGGUACAAGCACAUCGCCUCUUACGAGGAUGAGUUCUCCACCCUCCCCGGUGAUGCCUCCAAGGCUUUCACCGCCUACGGCCCUGAGUCCACCGAGCUUCCCUCCAACCCCAAGGACAAGCCCGAGGAUGAUGAGGAGGAGGACCUCUUCGGCUCCGACGAUGAGGAGGAGGAUGCUGCCGUUGUUGAGGAGCGUAACAAGCGUCUUGAGGAGUACAAGGCCAAGAAGGCCGCUAAGCCCAAGCCCGUUGCCAAGUCUCUUGUCACCCUGGAGGUGAAGCCUUGGGACGAUGAGACCAGCCUUGAAGAGAUGGAGGCUAACGUCCGUGGCAUCGAGAUGGACGGUCUCGUCUGGGGUGCUUCCAAGUUUGUUGCCGUCGGCUUCGGUAUCAAGAAGCUGCAGAUCAACCUGGUUGUCGAGGACGAGAAGGUCUCCACCUCUGACCUCCAGGCUCUGAUUGAGGAGGACGAAGACCACGUUCAGUCCACCGACAUUGCUGCCAUGCAGAAGCUGUGA
Penicillium chermesinum is the source of this 681-nucleotide messenger RNA. Its product is annotated as translation elongation factor 1 subunit beta. Bases 1 to 681 code for a protein of 226 amino acids. The record is from RefSeq and is a predicted model, not a curated record. Gene Ontology annotation, molecular function: translation elongation factor activity; guanyl-nucleotide exchange factor activity. Gene Ontology annotation, cellular component: eukaryotic translation elongation factor 1 complex; cytosol. Gene Ontology annotation, biological process: translational elongation. The transcript is spliced from 4 exons. NCBI's taxonomy places the organism in Eukaryota, Fungi, Ascomycota, Eurotiomycetes, Eurotiales, Aspergillaceae.